Heterotrigona itama is the source of this 435-nucleotide messenger RNA. The record is from the annotation of a GenBank genome assembly. Lineage: Eukaryota; Metazoa; Arthropoda; Insecta; Hymenoptera; Apidae.
AUGGCGUUAACGAUAGCUUUGCCUCUGUCUGGUCUAGAGCCUGAAAAUUUCGCUGCUUUGGGAACAAGAAUUUUAUACGAACGAGGUUUAAGAAGUUUGGCUGGAUGCUCACCAAUAUCACCGAGUAGCGAAUCAAGCGGAAUCUCCAGUUUUGUACCUUCUAUCGAAUCAUCGACGCCGCAAUUAUCUCCAAACUCUUCCAGGCCAAAUUCACCAGGAGAGGAACCGAUCGAGCAAAAAGAAGAGGUAUGGGCACCACCAUUACGAGUUUAUUAUAGAGAACGAGAUAUAUUAAAUUUGGGUGCGAACGUCAGAGAACCGUUCUGGCAAAUGAGAAUCCCAACGAUGCCACGUUAUGAUUACAGAAGUUUCAUGGAGAAUAGAUCGGUUUACUAUCGUUUAGGAGAAUUCGGAUUAACGGAAGAAUAUCCAACG